This is a messenger RNA of Salarias fasciatus (jewelled blenny), 2219 nucleotides long. Its product is annotated as C-C chemokine receptor type 3-like. Gene Ontology annotation, cellular component: membrane; external side of plasma membrane. Lineage: Eukaryota; Metazoa; Chordata; Actinopteri; Blenniiformes; Blenniidae. The transcript has 4 exons. Gene Ontology annotation, biological process: G protein-coupled receptor signaling pathway; calcium-mediated signaling; immune response. The record is from RefSeq and is a predicted model, not a curated record. Bases 347 to 1393 code for a protein of 348 amino acids. Gene Ontology annotation, molecular function: C-C chemokine receptor activity; C-C chemokine binding.
GCACAUCUUGAAGUCAAGUUUUGUUCCUUUUAUCAGUUUCAUGAGGGAUGUUUCUGUCAGCAAAAAUUGAAAAAAAAAAAAAAAACUCUCUUGUAGACAGAAAGAAAGGAAAACAAAACAAAACAAAAAGUCUGAAAAGAAGAGCAAAAGCAAAGUGCAAAGAGAGCAAAGAAGACACAUCUGCACAGUUUCUAAGCCAGAAGAGCAUGCUAGCUGGGGCUGCAGACUUUAGUCAUUCAUUUCAUCUCGUACCUUUGUGGAUUUAAUCAUUUGUGAACAUUUGAAAACCAAGCUUCACAAGCAAUAUUGCUUUUAUGUGAGUGGAGAAAAAUCAUCUCUGAGAAUCAUGACAGAUGAGGUUAGCACCACCAACACCACCAUGUAUGACUACUCAGCCUACUUCGACGGGGUUGAUUUCUUCUCCCCAUGCAGCAACACCACUAUGAAGGAAUUCAGCAAGGUGUUCCUGGCCACACUCUACAGUGUGGUUUUCAUCCUGGGUUUCAUUGGUAACGGGCUUGUGGUAUGUGUCUCAGUGAAGUACCGCAAACAGACAAGCCUGACGGACAUCUGCCUCUGCAAUCUGGCCCUGUCUGACCUUGUCUUCGUGCUCACUCUGCCUUUCUACGCUCGUUUCGUUGUGAAGCAGCAGUGGACCUUUGGGAACUUCAUGUGCCACUUCAUCUCUGGCUUCUACCAAGUCGGCUUCUUCAGCAGCAUCUUCUUCAUGGUCGUUAUGACUCUGGACCGCUACAUGCUCAUCGUGCAUGCUCACAGAGCGGCGCGCCACCACACAGUGAAGGCCGGCAUCAUGGUGGUGGCGUUGGUUUGGGUGCUGAGCCUGUGCAUCUCUCUGCCAUCCUGGAUCUUCACAAAAGUGUCGACAAACAAGUCAGGCGACGCCUGGUGCGGCGACACAAUUGACGACAAGGUCUGGAAACACUUUAACCUGGUGACAACAAACGUGUUAGGCCUCAUCCUUCCCCUGUUGGUGAUGAUUGUCUGCUACUCGAGGAUCAUCCUCAGACUGAUGAGCCUGAGGAACUUAAAGAGGCACCGCACUGUGAAGCUGAUCAUCUUCAUCAUGGUCAUCUUCGUCGUGUUCUGGGCUCCAUAUAACAUUUCGCGUUUCUUGAAGUUCCUGGACCUGUCAGACGACUGCACCUGGAGAGAGAACGUACAGCUGUCGAUAACAAUAACCGAAGCCAUCGCUUUUACCCACUGCUGCCUGAACCCCAUCAUCUAUGCCUUCGUGGGACAGAAGUUCAUGAGUCGAGCCCUGAAGAUGUUGAUGAGCUGGAUCCCGUUCUCCAGCAGGACAUCGCUGGACAGCUCGUCCAGGAAAAGCUCUGUUUCCAGAUCUUCUGACGUCACCUCCACUUUCGUCAUGUAGACUGUAGGCGAGAUGCGUUUUAUGAACAUCACUGGAAAAGUCUCUUUCCAUCUGCUGAGAUAUCAAAGCAGUUCCUACCUUGACGAUGUUCAUAUUUCCAUUUUGAGGGGUCCAGAUCGGACUGUGUCAGUUGUGACUGUAUAAUCUUGAAAAAGUUAGAGUUUUUUUUUUUUUUUCAAGAGUUAAACUACAUGCACACAUGCCAAUUUGAUCUCAAGGAAGUGGAUCAAUAAAAGUUUUCCUCUUUGGACUGAAGCCUGUCUCUUCUCAAAAUGCAUGAUUUCUGCAGCCUUCUGCAGCCUUCACAAUGCAUGAUCUCACCAAUGCAUGCUCGCAGUACAUGGCUUUCAUGGCAUUGCUUUUUGCUAGUCAGAAUGAAACUUGCAUUUAGUGGUGAAUCAUACGGCGACUUGUUGAUCAUUCAGGACAAGGAAUGAAUGUUCAAAUAGCCGCUGUUCAGUUCUGUGUCUCAGUGUUGUUUUUUUCUAUACAUAAUAAAACUGGAUGAAAAAAAAACGGCAGCUACUGCUGCUGUAAUCUUCCUUGUUAUUUUUUUUCUUUACAGAAUCUGUUUGUUGCUGCUACAAACCACAAACUUUCACCAGCUUUGAAACUUCCUGACGCGUCCUUGAUGAGCCUGCUAGCUGUAACAAAUGCAAAGAAUUUGUGAAAGCUAAAAAAACAAACAAAAAUCCUAGCAUGUAAACAUGUCACCAUUGUAUAUCCAUCACAUUUAAACAAAUGUACUGUACUACUGCUUGCGUGUUUUUAUUCUGUAUUCUUCAAUAAAUAUGAACGAGAUUUGAAAUCCUUUGAUGUGCACAUC